This is a messenger RNA of Kogia breviceps (pygmy sperm whale), 753 nucleotides long. It is a transcript of the gene CHI3L2, whose product is annotated as chitinase 3 like 2. Gene Ontology annotation, cellular component: extracellular region. Lineage: Eukaryota; Metazoa; Chordata; Mammalia; Artiodactyla; Physeteridae. Gene Ontology annotation, biological process: carbohydrate metabolic process; chitin catabolic process. Gene Ontology annotation, molecular function: chitin binding. Bases 1 to 753 code for a protein of 250 amino acids. The transcript is spliced from 7 exons. The record is from RefSeq and is a predicted model, not a curated record.
AUGGGAGAAAUCACCAUGGACCGGAAGUCUGUCUCUCUGGCGUCUGCCUACAAACUGGUUUGCUACUUUACCAACUGGUCACGGGACAGGCAGGAACCAGGAAAGUUCACCUUUGAGAGCACUGACCCCUUCCUAUGUUCUCACCUCAUCUACUCAUUCGCCGGCAUCAGUAACAACAAGGUCAUCAUCAAGGACAAGAAUGAUGCGAUGCUUUACCAGACCAUCAGCAGUCUCAAAACCAAGAAUCCCAAACUGAAAAUUCUCUUGUCCGUUGGAGGGUAUCUGUUUGGUUCCAAAGGUUAUCGACCAAAAUAUGCUGUGGGAUACUGGAUAAACAAAGGAAUGCCUGUGGAGAAGGUGGUCAUGGGCAUUCCAAUGUAUGGACGUUCCUCUCCACUGACCUCUGCAGAAAACACCUUGGGGGACCCUGCCUCUGGUCCUGGAGCUGCUGGCCCCAUCACCAAGUUUUCAGGCUUCCUGGCUUAUUAUGAGAUCUGCCAGUUCCUGAAAGGAGCCAAGAUCACGAAGCUCCAGGAUCAUCAGGUUCCCUAUGCAGUCAAGGGAAACCAGUGGGUGAGCUAUGAUGAUGCGGAGAGAGUGGAAACCAAGGUUCAGUUCCUAAAGAAUCUAAACCUGAGAGGGGCCAUGAUCUGGUCCAUUGACAUGGAUGACUUUACCAGCAAAUCCUGCAGCCAGGGCUCCUACCCCCUCGUUCAAGCUGUCAAGAGAAGCCUUGGCUCCCUAGGAAGAUAA